This is a messenger RNA of Impatiens glandulifera, 4824 nucleotides long. Its product is annotated as pentatricopeptide repeat-containing protein At3g18110, chloroplastic. The record is from RefSeq and is a predicted model, not a curated record. NCBI's taxonomy places the organism in Eukaryota, Viridiplantae, Streptophyta, Magnoliopsida, Ericales, Balsaminaceae. Gene Ontology annotation, molecular function: protein binding. Bases 35 to 4444 code for a protein of 1469 amino acids. The transcript is spliced from 4 exons.
UUUCUCUCCCGCUCUCUCUUUUUCUGUCACGGAUAUGCAGAGCUUGGUAUGCUCGGGACUCGUGGGUAUAUCUAUUCCACUAAAAUCAAACGGAAGAAGGUCGUCUAGCAAUGUAAGUCGAAAAACUGCUCUUCAGUCUCCUGUUAUUUCCUUAUUAAUCUGCUCUUCCUCAACCUCAAAUUCUACUGUAACCGAGUCAGAAAGUACAAACAAGUUCAACUAUAGCAGGGCAACUCCGUCGGUCAGAUGGCCUCACCUUAAGCUAAACGAUAAUCAAACUCAUUCACAUAUUUCCCCCAAUUUCAAUCAUGUGGAUUCCACUCCACUGAAUAAACGUGAUGAAAAGGAAAAAGAGGAGAUUGAGAUUGAGAUUGAAAUUGAGGAUGAGGAUACCACGGAUUCUUUGGAAGUGAACGACGAAAACCUAGAACGGUUAGGUAGGCCGAGUAGGACUAGGGCGAAGAAAUUGACGAAAUUGGCUCUUAAGAGGGCGAAAGAUUGGCGCCAGAGGGUUAGCUUGCUGACCCACAAAAUAUUGCAAUUGAAACCAGGUCAGUUUGUAGCUGAUGUUUUAGAUGAGAAAAUUGUGCAAAUGACUCCUACUGAUUACUGUUUCGUUGUGAAAUCGGUUGGGCAAUCUUCUUGGACACGAUCUCUCGAGGUCUAUGAGUGGCUAAAUCUCCGGCAAUGGUAUUCUCCCAAUGCUCGGAUGCUAGCCACCAUACUUUCUGUCCUUGGCAAGGCCAAUCAAGAGGCUUUAGCAGUUGAACUCUUUACUAGGGCAGAAUCUACAGUUGGAAACACUGUCCAAGUCUAUAAUGCCAUGAUGGGUGUUUACGCUAGAAACGGUAAAUUCAGCAAAGUCAAAGAGCUCUUAGAUGUAAUGAAGGAGAGAGGGUCUGAACCUGACCUUGUAAGUAUGAACACUUUGAUAAACGCACGUCUCAAGUCAUCUCCAAUAACCGAAAACCUAGGUGUUGAGCUUCUAGAUGAAGUGAGGAAAUCGGGUCUCAAACCCGAUACAAUCUCUUACAACACACUCAUCAGUGCUUGUUCACGUGAAUCCAACUUACAGGAGGCUAUAAAAGUUUAUGCCGACAUGGAGGCAUGUAAAUGUCAACCCGAUUUAUGGACAUAUAAUGCCAUGAUCUCUGUUUUCGGAAGAUGUCGACUCCCCAGAAAGGCUGAACAUCUUUUCAAUGAAUUAAAGUCGAAAGGCUUUAUUCCUGAUGCAGUGACGUACAAUUCAUUGCUUUUUGCCUUUGCGAGAGAAGGCGAUGUGAAAAAAGUUGGAGAAAUUUGUGAAAAAAUGGUGGAAAAUGGAUUUGGAAAGGAUGAGAUGACUUAUAACACGAUCAUCCAUAUGCAUGGAAGAAACGGGGAUCAUGAUUUGGGUUUAGAAAUCUACGAAGAAAUGAAGUCGUCUGGACGGAAUCCUGAUGUUGUGACUUAUACGGUUCUGAUUGAUUCUCUUGGGAAGGCUGAUAAGAUGAGAGAAGCUACUAAAGUGUUUGAGGAGAUGAUUGAUAUCGGUUUACAGCCUACUUUGAAGACAUAUAGUGCAUUGAUUUGUGGAUAUGCGAAAUCUGGAAUGCGCUUAGAGGCUGAAGAGACGUUUCAUUGUAUGGUAAGAUCGGGAAUUAGACCAGAUCACAUAGCAUACUCGAUAAUGCUUGAUAUUCAUUUGAGGUCUGACGAUGCUAAAAAGGCAAUAUCUUUAUAUCGGGAAAUGGUUAUAAACGGUUUCGCACCCGAUGAAAGCCUUUAUGGAGCUUUAUUUCGAGUUCUCAAGAAGAAUAAUCGAGAGGAAGAUGUUGAAAGAGUUGUUAAUGAUCUUGAAGAACUAAACUUGAAUCCACAAAUCAUUUCAUGUAUCUUGGUUAAAGGAGAAUGCUAUGAUCAUGCAGGAAAGAUGUUGAGAAAAGCGGUUGGCCUAGGCUAUGAAAUGGAUCGCGAAAACCUCUUGUCUAUUUUAAGUUCAUAUAGUACUCCAGAAAGGUACUCAGAAGCGUUGGAUUUGCUAAAUUUUCUGAAGGAACGGGAAUCGACUUCCCGACAGUUGAUUAUUGAGGCUACGAUUGUUAUUCACUGCAAGGCACGUCAGAUAAACGCUGCAUUGGAUGAAUACUUCAGCACAAACAAUCCGAUUCUCUUCCGUUCGAGUUCCUCAAUGUAUGAAUUCCUUAUCAAGUGCUGCCGUGAGAACAAAUUGCUUCCAGAAGCUUCUCAGUUAUUUUCCGACAUGAGAUUCAAUGGGAUAGAACCUUCUAAGGAUUUAUAUGAAUGUAUGGUGCUUGUUUAUUGUGGAAUGGGCCUUCCAGAGACGGCACACCAUUUGGUUGACGAAGCAGAAAACAUUGGCAAUGUUUCUAUUUACGUUGGCCUUAUUGAAGCAUAUGGAAAGUUGAAACUUCUCGAGAAAGCAGAAAAUUUAGUUAGUGUUCUUAGACGGAGACUCGGUUUGGUAGAUAGGAAAGCUUGGAACGCACUAAUAAACGCUUAUGCUGAAAGUGGAUUAUACGAGAGAGCCAGGGCUGCUUUCAAUACAAUGAUGAAAGACGGUCCUGCCCCUACUAAUGACACCAUUAAUGGUCUUAUACAGUCUUUGAUUAUCGACAAGAGAUUAAACGAGAUCUAUGUAUUGAUUGAAGAAUUGCAAGAUAUGGGUUUUAAGAUUAGCAAGAGUUCAAUUCUUUUAAUGCUUGAUGCGUUUGCUCGAGAAGGCAACAUAUUUGAAGUGAAGAAGGUAUACGAAGGAAUGAAGGCCUCUGGAUAUUUUCCUUCUAUGCAUCUUUACAGAGUCGUGAUUGAGCUUUUCUGUAGAGGAAAACGAGUGAAAGACGUUGAAGCUAUGGUUGUUGAAUUGUUGGAGUUAGGAUUCAAACCCGACCUUUCGAUCUGGAACUCCAUGCUUAAAUUAUAUACCGAAAUUGAAGAUUUCAAGACAACUAUCUGUGUAUAUCAGAAGAUUCUAGAAGAUGGACAUAAACCUGAUGAAGAAACCUACAACACUCUGAUAUUGAUGUACUGUAGGGAUUGUAGACCUGCUGAAGGUUUGGCUUUGGUGUAUGAAAUGAAGAAACAAGGGUUGGAACCGAAACUCGACACGUACAAAAGCUUACUUGCGGCAUUUGACAAGCAGAAAGAUGUGGAACAAGUGGAAGAGCUUUUCGAGAGGCUGCGAUCAGAAGGGUACAAACUUGAUCGCUCAUUUUAUCAUAUAAUGAUGAAGACAUAUAGAAGCACUGGUAAUUAUUCAAAAGCCGAAAAGAUGCUUAUCUCGAUGAAAGAAGAAGGAGUGGAGCCGACCCUAGCUACCAUGCAUUUGCUUAUGGUCUCUUAUGGAAGCUCUGGAAAACCAGCUGAAGCUGAGAAAGUGCUCAACAAUUUGAAGUUAACUGAUGCGGAUAUUAUGUUGCCAUAUACUUCAGUCAUUGAUGCUUAUCUCAAGAAUGGGGAUUAUCAAAUCGGCAUCCAAAAGCUUCAAGAGAUGAGAGCGGAUGGUAGUCUAGAGCCUGACCAUCGAAUAUGGACUUGCUUUAUAAGGGCUGCGAGUUUGGUCGAGAAAACAAGUGAAGCUCUAGUUCUUCUAAAUGCUAUUGCAGAUGCUGGAUUUGAUCUUCCACUCAGGCUUCUGACAGAGAAACCUGAUUUGUUGGUUCAAGAAGUGGAUUGUUAUAUGGAGAAAUUAGGGCCUUUAGUAGAUAAUGCAGCAUUCAAUUUUGUCAAUGCUUUGGAAGAUCUGUUAUGGGCAUUUGAACUCCGGGCCGCAGCUUCUUGGGUUCUUCAAUUGGCAAUAAGGAGAGGGAUUUAUCGUCAUGAUACAUUCAGAGUUGCUGAAAAGGAUUGGGGUGCUGAUUUCAGAAAGUUCUCUGCUGGUGCGGCUCUUGUUGGUCUGACUUUGUGGCUUGACCAUAUGCAGGACGCAUCUCUGAGAGGCAUUCCACAGUCUCCAAAAUCUGUUGUACUAAUUACUGGUAAUUCAGAAUACAAUGGAGUUUCAUUGAAUAGCACACUGAAGGCAUACCUUUGGGAAAUGGGUUCACCAUUUCUCCCCUGCAAAACACGAACUGGUCUCCUUAUUGCAAAAGCACACUCCCUUAGGAUGUGGCUAAAAGACUCGCCAUAUUGUUUGGACCUGGAGCUUAAAAACAAUCCUUCUCUCCCCAAAUUGAACUCGAUGCGCUUACUUGAAGGGUGUUUCAUUAGACGUGGUUUCAUUCAUGCUUUUAAUGACAUAAGUGAGAAGCUUGGGCAAAUAAGGCCGAAGAAAUUUGCAAGAUUGGCUCUAAUGACUGAUGAGGAAAGAGAUAGAGUUAUUCAGGCUGAGUUGACAGGUAGGCAAGAAAAAUUGUUAAAGUUAGAGAAAUCUACAUUGAUAGAGAAGAAGAGAAGAGUUGGGAAAAGAAAAUUUGUUAGAAGAUUAACAGCUCAAAAAACGUGAAGUGGUUUUGUCAACAAAUCCUUCACAUUGUUUUUGCGGAAAUGGAGGCUAUGUCUCAAAGACGUAGCUUGAAUAUCCCAGAAGAAAAACAGAAAAAUCUGAUCCUUGAUCACCCCUCCUACAGAGGAUCCCUAUUCAUGAUUGACAUUGUCAUUCAUGUUUGUGAUUAAAAGACCCAGCUAAAAAUGCAUAAUGCUGAGACAAAUACAUUCAAUGUAAAUAUGGGUGAAGAUGUUCAAGCAAAGUCAAGUUUGGUCAGGUAAAGCUAUCAUAUUGUACAUAUUCUUUAUUCAUUUGUAUUAUAAUGGUCCCUUUUAGAAAUACAUGGAUACAAAAAUUUAUAAUGCUUAUGAAUGAGAUUAUGUUUGGAAAUUGUUUCU